Messenger RNA from Stegostoma tigrinum, 3228 nucleotides. RefSeq names its product lysophosphatidic acid receptor 1 (gene lpar1). Gene Ontology annotation, biological process: phospholipase C-activating G protein-coupled receptor signaling pathway; neurogenesis. Gene Ontology annotation, molecular function: lysophosphatidic acid receptor activity. Lineage: Eukaryota; Metazoa; Chordata; Chondrichthyes; Orectolobiformes; Stegostomatidae. The transcript has 4 exons. The record is from RefSeq and is a predicted model, not a curated record. Gene Ontology annotation, cellular component: membrane. The coding region runs from base 524 to 1558 and encodes 344 amino acids.
GAGACAGAGACCCGGGAAAAAUGGGGCGGAGAGCGUAAGAGGUUGGGAUAAAGAGUGCAUUGUGGGCGGAGACAGACUGGGGAAACAGGGCGCAGUGUGAGCGGAGCUACUGUCUGCUUAAGACAGUGAGACGGUCUUUUCAUUCAGACAUUUAAACCAGAGCCAGCAUUUGCUUCGAGAAGGUUGUGAAAGUAUAAAUUGCUCUCGCCUUGUGUGUGAAGAUGGUGUUAUUUCUCCACGGUGUUACAAUGCAGCUGCAGAGUUACUUGCAGGAUUGAACGGAUUAGUAUUAACUGCCAAGUGUUCAUCAGAAAGCUGGGUUUUCUAUUUAGUCCUUGUUGCGCUGUUCUUCCGGCUACUCGAGUGAAGGCAACAGGGAGCUAGAGACCAUUGUGAGGCAGGUCCCAGUGGAACGGAAAAGAGACUCUGUGCCUUUUGGGGAAACUUGCUUAAAAGCAGACCUGCACAACUUUAAACUGAAGAGGCGAUUAAGCAACAAUUAUUGAACCAUAAGGCUGCCAGGAUGGAGGAAUACUGCUACUACAAUGAAACCAUUGCCUUUUUUUACAACAACAGUAAAAAACCCCUAGCUCAAGAAUGGAAUGCAAUCAGCAAGCUUGUCAUGGGCCUGGGCAUCACCGUGUGCAUCUUUAUAAUGCUUGCUAACCUGCUGGUGAUGAUAGCAAUUUAUGUGAACCGCCGCUUCCAUUUUCCCAUCUACUAUUUGAUGGCGAAUCUUGCAGCCGCGGACUUCUUUGCCGGCCUGGCCUAUUUUUACCUCAUGUUCAACACGGGACCCAACACCCGCAGGUUGACUGUCAGCACGUGGCUUCUGCGCCAGGGCCUAAUAGACACCAGCCUCACUGCCUCGGUGGCAAACCUGCUGGCCAUUGCCAUCGAGAGGCACAUCACGGUGUUCCGGAUGCAGCUGCACACCAGGAUGAGCAACCGUCGUGUCGUGGUGGUGAUUGUUGUGAUAUGGACCAUGGCCAUCAUCAUGGGGGCUAUCCCCAGCGUGGGCUGGAAUUGCAUCUGCGACAUCAAUAUCUGCUCCACCAUGGCACCGCUCUACAGCAGCUCCUACUUGGUCUUUUGGGCUAUUUUCAAUCUGGUCACCUUCGUUGUUAUGGUGGUCCUGUACGCCCACAUCUUUGUCUAUGUGCGACAGAGGACUAUGAGAAUGUCUCGUCACAGUUCAGGGCCCCGCAGAAACCGUGACACCAUGAUGAGCCUGUUGAAGACAGUUGCUAUAGUCCUUGGGGCGUUUAUCAUCUGCUGGACUCCGGGCCUGGUUUUGCUCCUGCUGGAUGUGUUCUGCCCUGACUGCAACGUCCUCACUUACGAGAAGUUCUUCCUGCUGCUGGCUGAAUUCAACUCUGCGAUGAAUCCUAUCAUCUAUUCCUACCGCGACAAGGAGAUGAGCGCAACGUUCAAGCAAAUCUUGUGUUGCCAGCGCAACGAGGGCAGCAACAGCGCAGCUGAGGGCUCGGACCGUUCGGCUUCUUCCCUCAACCACACCAUCUUGAGCGGGAUACACAACGACCAUUCGAUGGUGUAACUGAGGCAGAGAGGAUCACACUGAUUACUGCAAGGUGGCCAAGAUGGAGGAGACCCCCAAGUGUGAACCAGCUGUGGACAAGUGAAUUAAACACUGAAGACUAAAUACUAAAUAAGCUCCAGCGGCCAAUUCACAAACUAAUAUGAGACGUUGUUGACAAGUAUUCCUGCUUUAGUAGGUCAUAGUGUGAGACAUCUUUCAUAACACCAGUUGAAGUCUUAAGUACUUAUAUUAUGUUACCUGCCAAACUGUAGAAAUUGUGGCUUAUUAACAAUAUAGUAAUCUUAUCUUAUUCACCCCUAUCAGCAUGCUUGAGAAGGACAUAUUGCUUCAUGUUACUUCUCACUGAUUAACCAAAACUACUUAUAAGUACCAGAAAGUAGUUGUUGCUCUCUCUGAAGAGACUGUUGGCUGUUCUUCAGGGCAUACAAACUGUGCAAUUCAUUAGCAAGCUUUGAAAAGUUUUUGCCUUCUCAGUCUCUGUUUUUAAUUUAAAAACAGCAGUUGCUCCCAAGCUGACACAAUUGAUUUUGAUUUCAACAUUCAAUCCUCUGCAACUAUAUUUUCGACAGGACAUUUUAUCUGAGAAAAUAACUAUUGUGUAACAGCAAAUUAGUUUUUGUUUUACUGCAUAUUCUGCAUUUCGAUAAUUGUUAGGACCUACUGAAUAAAUAGUUCAUUGUUUCAGGCAAGGCUGCCACGUUAGCUUGUUUUAAAUUGCUACUAAUUGCACUCUUCAAAUUGGUUGCCAUGUUACAGUUAAAAUACAAGGUUACAAAUGGAAAGUAGAUUUCGGAUGUGUAAAUUUCAGCAAAAAAAGAACUAUUAUGUAGUAUGGUCUGAUGUAUUUUAAAAUGCCAGUGACAAACUCUGUUGACCUGUUGUUUGAUUUCAGAUGGUUGGGCUCUGUGCUUCACAUGAACAGGUUUCAGUUCCUUGUGAAACCCAAGUAGGCAAGAUACUUAGUUGAUACAUCCUAAAUGGAUGAAUUCUUGUCACACUUGACAAGACUCCUGCUGACCUGCACUGUGCAUUGUUAUUGCCAAAGGAGAUGUUACCAAGUGUUUUGUGCUGCAUUCAAGGAUAUAAAUUCUCCUUUUUUAGUUCUACUUCCAUUAUUACAAGUAUGUUUUGUGGCUUCAUCAUUCACAUCUUCCCCCCACCUCAGAAGGUACUGAGUGCCUAUUUGUGUUGGAGAGUUACUUUGGAGUUAUUUUGGAAAUUCAAGCAUAGUGAAAUUCCUAACAGCUAAAACUAAUGAAUGAUGCAUGGAAUCCAGUAGUUCUUUAGAUUGUGUUCCUUGGGUUUGUACCCUACUGUUUGUAGCAGAUGAAUACUGGUGCUGCUGAGUAAAGCAAUACUACUUUGCACUCACAUUAGUAGAACGAUCGAUUGAAAUGGAGAACUAUCUCAAAUAUUGUACUACAGUUUUUAUGGUGGGAUGGGGAAUGUUGGCAAAAUUGUCAUUUUGUAACCUUUCAAUGAUGGAUCCAAUUCUGCUUGUGGAGUUUAUUUUGCUUAACCUAAAGGUGCCUUAAUUAUUAAUGCUUUUGACAUGUUGAGUGUUUGUAAACCUGUGCGUUGCCAAUGCAUUACUGGACCAUUACUGCAAUUUGUAAUGUGUAAUGCUUAUAAUUAACUCUGCAUUCUCAUUAAAUGGUGCACCAGAA